AUUUAUGAUGAUUUUUGAAUGAAUUAUAUUUAUUUGAUUUGAAUUCCCAUGCUCCCUUUAGAAACCCACAUAUGUACAUAUUAAGAAACUUUGAACCAGAUCGCUUUUGACAGCUGAUUUCGCCAGAAAAACCAGUUUGUCAUAGUUUCAAAGGGAAUGCUGGUAAUGCGUUCAUUGACUCUCCCUAUAAUGUAUUCAAAUGAAAUCACUGGUUAGAUGUCGUCCAAAAUGAUGAUGAUGCUGAUGUGAUGGCUGCCGUCCAAUAUUUAUUUAAUUGCAAUUCGUCUCCAAAUGUGGCGGGACUGAUGUACCGUUCGUUUCUUAUUCGCCCUGAUAUUAAUUCUAGCCAAAAGUAUAAAUAAAACCAGAACUAGGUAGACGCAUUUUAGUCCGUUGUUGUCCAGGUCUAAGAACAUGCUGCAGCUGUCACUGGCCCUGCUGCUCUUUCUGGCUCUAUUUGCCAGCUUAGAAACAGCACCAUCCUCAUCAUCUGGAGCUAAGCAGGAGAAAUAUGUGCGGGUAUACGAAAUCAAUGAGGAGCAGUACCAGCGGGUUUUGCAGGUGACCAAGGGCAAGAAUGUCAUAUCAGAAGCUCGGUUGAUCAACGGUGGCUUCGCCACCGUAAGUGAUACCUUGAGUUCCGGAUGGAACUCUCUUCUACGCAUCGUGGGCCUCACCACGCUCAGCAAGGCCGAUGAGACGGAGAAGGUGGACUUCGAUGGUCAGCCCUUGUGUGUGAUCAAGUCUCGAGAGGGCGAGGGCAGGGAGGAGGAUGUGCCCUCCGCACGAAGCUCGGCUAGAGACAUCGAAGCCGAAGAAGAAGAUUCCGCCAUCCACUGCAUAGUCGUGCUCAAGAAGGAUGUCGAAUUUGAGCUCCCAACCCUGGAUCCUCAUCCAAAUUAUGCCCAAUAUUGGAACAAGCCUGAGACGUCUAACACUGUGGCGGAAACCCCUGUCCUCACUCAGUCUUCAGAGGUUCUUAAGGAGGAAGAGGCAGUGGAGACGGAGACCAGGAUACAAGCUCCUUUGAAAAAGAAAAAGGUUAACAAAAGUAUUUAUCCAAGGACAGGCGCUUUGGGGGACGACUCUGAUGGUUCCCGGCAAUAUGGCUAUCCUCCACUGCCGCCCCAAUAUGGAACGCCCUAUCCACCACCUCCCUCCUAUGGUGGCUAUCCGUACAGUCCCUAUCCCAACCCUCCGCCUUAUCCAAACCCUCAGCCAUAUGGACCCCAACUGCCGUAUGGACCAUCGCCAUAUGGACAACCUCCUUAUGGAUUGUACCCCCAACAGCCCUAUGGUCCACAGCCCCCCAUUCCACCUUACAGUCCGCAGCCCUAUGGACCCUAUGGAUAUCCCUACUUGGAUCAGAACCAGUUGGCUCAAGUAAAUGCCCAAAAGGAAGUGGAGAAACUCGAGGCUGACGAUGACGAAGAAGAAGAUGAAAACUCCUACGAGACUGAAGAUGAAAAUGACUAUCGCUACAAGAACCGUUUAUACUCCUACAAUCCUGUGUACCUCCAACAAUCUUAUAAUAACUAAUAAA
This is a messenger RNA of Drosophila simulans, 1543 nucleotides long. RefSeq lists its product as uncharacterized. The transcript is spliced from 2 exons. NCBI's taxonomy places the organism in Eukaryota, Metazoa, Arthropoda, Insecta, Diptera, Drosophilidae. The record is from RefSeq and is a predicted model, not a curated record. The coding region runs from base 415 to 1539 and encodes 374 amino acids.